Acaulospora morrowiae is the source of this 429-nucleotide messenger RNA. The record is from the annotation of a GenBank genome assembly. NCBI's taxonomy places the organism in Eukaryota, Fungi, Glomeromycota, Glomeromycetes, Diversisporales, Acaulosporaceae.
GCGGGCGAAUAUGUUUUUGGUAAAUUUACGGAUUCACCGCGAGAACCGAUAUUGCUGUCUGACUCUCUCUUAGAUGAAUUCUCAUUAUCAAGCGUUCCAAAAUCUCUGAGAAAACCAAAUUCACAUUUGUCGUUAUUGGCAAUGGUGGAUUGUUGGCAUAAGUCCGGAAUUAGACCAUAUGAACAUAUGGUUUGCCAAACUCCUCUAUUUCGGCUUUGGACGGGUAUUACUGAAUACCUAUUUCGCAACACUGAAAUGUUAGACGAAGCCAUCCAAUCGGCAUUGUACAGCAAAGAUAUUAGAGCAGAUGACAUGGAAUUCUAUAGUGCAUCUAAAGGAUGGUCGGAGUGUAUUGAAAUUGGUAAUAUGGUGGCAUACCAAAAACGAUUCGAGGACACUGCAAAGUUUUUCGAACCCAGGUAUUAUUAG